Messenger RNA from Cyphellophora attinorum, 993 nucleotides. Its product is annotated as Bifunctional protein gal10. Gene Ontology annotation, molecular function: carbohydrate binding; aldose 1-epimerase activity. Gene Ontology annotation, biological process: beta-D-galactose catabolic process via UDP-galactose, Leloir pathway; glucose metabolic process. NCBI's taxonomy places the organism in Eukaryota, Fungi, Ascomycota, Eurotiomycetes, Chaetothyriales, Cyphellophoraceae. Bases 1 to 993 code for a protein of 330 amino acids. The transcript is spliced from 2 exons. The record is from RefSeq and is a predicted model, not a curated record.
AUGUCUUCGUCAGCCUUUACCUUCCAGCCAACUGGCGCACUGAUUCAAGAAUUCAACGUCGGAGGGCAAAAUAUCGUUUUAGGCUUCCCCACCAUCGAACCUUACAAAGAUGCACCAUUCUUCGGCGAGACGAUUGGACGCGUUGCAAACCGGAUAAAGAAUGGUCGCAUCGAAAAUCUCAACGGCAAGUCUUAUCAGCUCUAUCAGAACGAUGGCAAACAGUCUCUGCAUGGCGGAAAAAGUGGUUGGGGCAAGCAGAAAUUCUCCGGUCCUGAGCCGAUAUCGAAGGAUGGGAAGGAAAGCGUCAGAUUCACCUACGUCAGCAAGGAUGGUGAGGAGGGCUAUCCGGGGACGGUGAAGUUGCAGGUCGACUACACUGCAUUUGAUGAGCAAGAAGGCAAUGCGACCAAGACUGUGCUGAUCACGGAGUAUGAAGUGGAGUUGGUUGGCGAUGAGGUCGAAGAGACCGUCGUCAAUGUCACGAAUCACAGCUACUUCAACGUCACUGGUACGGAAAGCAUAUCCGGCACAGAGGCAACUCUGGGAACAUCCAAGUACCAAGUGGUUGACGAUGCAGCAAUACCGACUGGUGCUAUCGAGGACUGGCCUGGCGUGAAAGCCAACGAGCCGUUCGAAUUGGGUCCAACAGAGCCAGACAUCGACCAUUGUUUUGUGCUGAACGCUGAGGACCCGUCGUGUCCGCUUGAUACAAGGCAGUCUACUCUCAACAAGAUUGUGACUUUGUUCUCUGCCAAGAACAGAAUUCAUCUGGAAAUCUUCAGCACCGAACCAGCCUUCCAAUUCUACACAGGCAAGUUCAUCGAUGUGCCCGCGACUAAGGACACUCCCGCUCGCAAGGCUCGCGCUGGUCUCUGUGUUGAGCCCAGUCGAUGGAUUAACGCAAUCAAUGUUCCAGAGUGGCGAGAUCAAGUGUUGUUGAAGAAAGGACAGAAAUGGGGAUCUAGGACUGUGUACAAGGCGUGGAAAGAUUGA